Messenger RNA from Daucus carota subsp. sativus, 2293 nucleotides. Its product is annotated as pentatricopeptide repeat-containing protein At1g71460, chloroplastic. Lineage: Eukaryota; Viridiplantae; Streptophyta; Magnoliopsida; Apiales; Apiaceae. Gene Ontology annotation, molecular function: protein binding. Bases 59 to 2212 code for a protein of 717 amino acids. The record is from RefSeq and is a predicted model, not a curated record. The transcript has a single exon.
UUAUAUUUGCCAAGACAAUUGUUGAGAAUGGAAAUAAAAAAUAAAAAGUCACCAUUAAAUGAACGUUAAAAAUAUAAUUAUUUUCUUCAAGCAAAAAUUAUUCCCAAAAGUUUUACAGAGAAACAAUCCAAUGGAAACCCUCAAUCUUCAACCUUCAUCAUCUUCUUCAAUCUUCAACUGUUUUUCUCCAUCUCUUCCACACAAACACGCCCUUCACUUCUUUAGGACCAAAUCUUCAGCUUCUCCACCACCUUCAUUCCACUCCCAAACUCCAAGAAAAUUCUUCAAGAAACCACCUUUCAAAUCUCCCGCCAAAAAUGUUCGGAAAUUCAAAGAAUCUGAUGCAUUUCCCAUGUCAUUGCCUAUCCAAGGAAGAAACCCAUUUGCGAUUUACAGUGAUAUACAGAGAUUUGCUGAGCAGAACAAGCUUAAAGAAGCUCUUGCUAUAUUGGAUUAUAUGGAUCAGAGGGGAAUUCCGGUUAAUCCGACGACAUUUUCGAGUUUAAUUGCGGCGUGCGUGAGGUUAAAGGCUUUAGCUGUUGGGAGAAAGAUUCAUGUUCAUAUUCGUAUUAAUGGGCUUCAAUGUAAUGAGUUUUUGCAGACUAAGCUUGUGCAUAUGUACUCGGCUUGUGGGUCUAUUGAAGAUGCACGGAAGGUGUUUGAUGAAAUUCCUAGCAGAAGUGUUUACGCGUGGAAUGCGUUGCUUAGGGGGAAUGUGAUUUUGGGUGGGAGGCAGUACGGGGAAGUGCUGCAUACGUUUGGGUUGAUGAGGGAGUUGGGGAUUGAGUUGAAUGUGUAUUCGUUUUCUUGUGUGAUCAAGAGUUUUGCGGGGGCGAAGGCGUUUAAUCAAGGGUUGAAGACGCAUGGGAUUUUGGUGAAGAAUGGGUUGGGGAGUAGUAAGAUUUUGAGGACUAGUUUGAUGGAUAUGUAUUUUAAAUGUGGGAAACCGAAGCUUGCGCAUAGAGUUUUUGAGGAGUCGGAGGUGAGGGAUGUUGUGGCGUGGGGUGCAAUGAUUGCGGGUUUUUCUCAUAAUAGGUUGCAAAGAGAAGCGUUGGAGUACACGAGGUGGAUGGUGAAGGAAGGUGUAGAAGUGAAUUCAGCUGUAAUUACUAUGGUUCUUCCUGUUAUAGCAGUUGUAAGGGCGAAAAAACUUGGGCAGGAGGUUCAUGCUUACGUGAUCAAGACGAAGCAUUACUCGAAUCAGUUGUCUAUUCAAUCUGCUUUAGUUGAUAUGUAUUGCAAGUGUGGGGACAUGGUUUCAGGAAGGACAGUUUUUUAUGGCUCUGCAGAGAGAAAUGCUAUUUCUUGGACUGCUCUUCUGUCAGGUUAUGUUUCAAAUGGGAGGCUCGACCAGGCUCUGAGAUCAAUUGAAUGGAUGCAGCAAGAAGGGUUCAAGCCUGAUACAGUCACAAUUGCCACAGUUCUUCCUGUGUGCGGGAAGUUGAGGGCUUUGAAGCACGGGAAGGAACUCCAUGGGUAUGCAGUGAAGAAUGGCUUUCUUCCCAAUGUAUCCAUAGCUACUUCUCUCAUGAUGAUGUAUUCAAAAUGUGGUUUGCUGGAAUACUCUAUUAGGGUGUUUGAUAAAGUGGAAUUUAGGAAUGUAAUAUCAUGGACUGCCAUGAUUGAAUCAAACAUAGAGAGCGGCUGUCUACAUGAAGCACUUGGUGUAUUUCGCUUAAUGCAGCUGUCACAACAUAGACCAGACACAAUUGCUUUAUCAAGAAUGUUAAGUGUGUGCAGUGGAGUUAAAGCGUUAAAGCUUGGGAUGGAGAUUCACGGACAAAUCUUAAAGAGAGAAUUCGGAGCCAUCCCAUAUGUUUCUGCAGAAGUAAUAAAAAUGUAUGGAGCUUGCGGUGCAAAAGGCAAGGCCAAGUUAUCUUUUGAUAUAGUUCCUAUAAAGGGAUCAAUGACAUGGACUGCCAUUAUAGAAGCUUAUGGGUCUGGUGGCUUUUAUCAAGAAGCAAUAGACCUUUUUAAGCAAAUGAUUUCUGAUGGUGCCUCUCCCAGUCAUUUUACUUUUGAAGCUGUCCUCUGUAUCUGUGAUCAAGCUGGAUUUGCAGAUGAGGCUUGCAAAGUAUUUAAUUUGAUAACUCGAACUUACAAAAUAAAGGCGACCGAGAAACAUUACACUAGCAUCAUCAACCUUCUCAGCCGCUAUGGUCGCGACGAGGAGGCUCAAAGAUUCGUUCAGUUGAGAUCAGCUGUUUUGUGAUAACUUUACCAAUGAAAUAGAUACCAUGCAGUACAUCAUUUACCAAUAGUGAUAACUUUCUAUAUUUUUUGUCUACGUUAU